AUGAAUAAUUCAACUCCUUGGAUUCCUUUUUUCCAACAAAGUAUAAAGAUUUUCCAAGAGAUUAACACUCACUUGACUUUUUUAUCGUCGCAUUCACGUAGUGUCGUGCCGUCAUUAGACUUAUUACAGAAAUUGAAUAGUUCCAUAACACCCUUGGACCUAGCUGUAAUUAAAUACUUAUUUCCUGAAGAUGAGAUAUUUUUUGAUUAUGUUGAUGAAAACCAAAUAAUGUUGUCCUUUAUUGAGGAAGUAAAAGUAGAUCAGAGUGGAUAUCAUCAAACACCAAUUGCUGAUAAGUAUGAUGAACAGACGCGUCAUUCAAAGCAAAUAUUAAUUUUCUCCUUUCAAGAUGCCAAGGUGCAUGGAAUAGGGAAAAUGAAAAAGUCAAAUAACAGGAAAAGGCUAAAAAAUGAUUCAGGAGAUUAUAAAUCCGAUCAAAGAAGUGGACUUUUUUUAGGCGAUAAUAGAUUUCUGUUGCAACCUUUAACUCAAUCUCAAUUAAGUAGCAUGAUAAGAAGCAGAAAUGACAAAUUCAUCCUAUUGUUGGAAAGAUUUGUUGACAAAUACGAAAACCAAGAAAAAGCGAAAAAGAGCCUUUUGAAGAAAGCAGCUGAACUGAUUCCUCAAGAACCUGAUUUACAAGAUAUGGUGGAGGUGUUGCAAGAAAAGAAAAGUGUUACUACAGAUUCUGGCCACAAUUUUUCCACAGACGAAAUGAUUCAGAUACUUGAAAAUUCAAAAUUUUACUGCGACCAAAUAGCAUCAACACAAUUACUAAACAGGAAUCGUCCUGCGGAUUUUAGGAAGCUAACGACUGAAACCUUUCUGUAUGUGCAUCCUGAUCUUAAGGACGCAUUACUUAAAACCAAAAAUAUAUGCUUAGAAGACGGGUUGUAUUCACACCAGGCAGGAGCUUUGGAAACAUUAUUGAACCCUGCGAACAAGUCUCAUGUUAUAGUAAGCACUCUGACAGCAUCUGGGAAAUCUUUAAUUUACCAAAUUCCAGUUUUAAAUUCUAUUUUAUGGGAUAUUUCUAGUGGAUUGAAGGGAAGACACACUACUGCUUUCUUUAUUUUCCCCACAAAGGCUUUAGCGCAAGACCAAAUAAGACAUUUUCGAGAGUUUUUAAAGAACUUACCAACUGCAUCAAGUCGGCCAAUUAUCGUCAACACAUACGAUGGAGAUACACCUUUCAAAGAAAGAGACAAAAUCUCGAAAGAAUCCGAUAUAAUCUUUACCAAUCCCGAUACAAUACACGCGUCUAUUCUUCCUAACCAUAGCUUUAACAACUGGAAGGAAUUUCUUGGUGCAUUGAAAUUUGUCGUUAUGGAUGAAUUGCAUGUAUAUAAAGGCACUUUUGGGGUCAAUGUUGGCUUUGUUAUGGGACGACUAUCAAGAAUGAAAAAUUUGCUACUGAGAGACGACUCUAUUCAAUACAUUUCUUGUUCGGCAACAAUUCAUAAUCCUGUAUCUCAUUUUAGAACUGUUUGCUCAUUGCCAGAAAAUGAAUUAAUAGUUCAUGUCGACCAAGAUGGUAGUCCAUGUUGCGAAAAAAAAUUGAUAGUUUGGAAUCCGCCACCAUUGAUGAACCAACGUGGACAAAAGGAAGACACAGUUGAUAAAUAUGUUCCUCGAGUGGGUAUGAUUUCAGAGCUGGCUAAAUUGCUAGUAAAUUUGGUAACUGCGAAUGACAGCUUGAAAAUAAUAGUCUUUUGCCCUAUAAGGGUUGUGUGUGAAAUGUUGAUGAAAGAAGUGCGUCAUUUGUUACAAAAUUCAUUUAAAAAUUCUGGAAUAACUCAGAGUGAUAUUAUGGCUUACAGAGGAGGGUACAGUAAGAGUGACAGAAGGAUCAUUGAACAGAAAAUGUUUAGUGGGCAACUCCGAGCUAUUGUGGCAACCAACGCUUUGGAAUUGGGCAUUGAUUUGUCUCAUUUGGAUGUCGUCAUUACUUGUGGAUUUCCUAUGCUGAAACUGAAUCUACAUCAACAGUUUGGACGAGCUGGCCGAAGAAAGAAUGCAAAUGGUAGUUUGGCAAUAUUCGUUCCCGGCAAAAAUCCAAUAGACCAAUACUAUUUAGAAAACCCACAUGAGUUAUUAGGGAACGAUUACGAAGAUCUCUGUGUACUGGGGGUUAGAGAUAUGGAAUGUGGUAAAAUGAUUCUAGAAAGACAUUUACAGUGUGCUGCCUAUGAAGAACCUAUUGAACUAGAUGAUAUAAAAUGGCUUAUGCCUGGUGGUUCCAAAAAGGACUUUGAAGAUGUUUUGAAAACCAAUUUGAUUUUGGACAUUGAUGGGAAAUUCAAAACUAAUCCAAAGUAUUACCCAAAGCCUCACAAGGUUGUGCUGAUACGGGCAGUUGAAGAACCUGCAUUUGCAGUUGUUGACAUCACCAACAACAGAAACAUAAUCAUUGAAGAAAUAGAGUUUCUGAGAACAACAUUCACAUUGUAUGAGGGUGGAAUAUUCCUUCACCAGGGACAACCCUACCUUGUCAAAGAGUUUAACGACAAAGAAUUUUAUGCAAAAGUGGAAAGAGUCAAUGUUGAUUGGACAACACUGCAGAGAGAUUAUACUGAUGUUGAUCCAGAAGAAGUCGAAUUUGUGAAACCACUCUAUCCUAUUGAUGCCCCAAAGGCUUUGGAUAUACCAGUUUUUUCUGGAAAGGUUAAAAUCACCAUGAAGGUAUUUGGGUUUUUUAAAGUGAAUAGGCGUGAGGAAAUACUAGAAGUGGUUGAAGUGAAAAACCCUCCUGUAAUAGCUUUUUCGAAAGGGUUCUGGUUGAAUGUUCCGCAAGAGACUUUGGAAAUUGUAAAGGAAAAGAAGCUUUCACCUGCUGGUGGAAUCCAUGCGGCUUCUCAUGCUAUUAUGAAUAUGCUACCUGUUUAUAUCAAUGGAGCGUCAGAAAAUGGUAGACAAACUGCUGAUACGGAAUUAUCAACUGAGUGUAAAUCACCAGCAAAAGAGUUUUCAACAAGGCAGAGCCACAGAGUAAGACCUGCAAGGUUGGUUUUUUAUGACACUAAAGGAGGACCAAGUGGAACCGGUUUAUCUUACAAGUGUUUUGAGUGCAUAGACGAAGUAAUCAGGGCCACUUUCACGCGUGUCAAAAACUGUAAGUGCGUGUGGGGUUGUCCCUUAUGUGUGGUUUCCAGUGCAUGCAAGGAACAAAUGAGAGUGCUGUCACGACCAGCUGCGUUGUUGAUUUUGGCAUCAUUUCUAGGAAUGAAUUUAUCUCAGCUCAAAGAUGAUUUGCCUAUAGGUCCAGAACCGGACAUUCCAGAAUUGGAAACAGAGACUAUAAUGUAUGCGAAUGCAACUGUUCGAUUUUCACCAAAUGUUCAGAUUUUAAAUGUUCUACGUAGACGUACUUAG
Messenger RNA from Candida albicans SC5314, 3372 nucleotides. RefSeq names its product ATP-dependent 3'-5' DNA helicase. The record is from RefSeq and is a predicted model, not a curated record. The transcript has a single exon. Gene Ontology annotation, molecular function: nucleic acid binding; ATP binding. NCBI's taxonomy places the organism in Eukaryota, Fungi, Ascomycota, Pichiomycetes, Serinales, Debaryomycetaceae. The coding region runs from base 1 to 3372 and encodes 1123 amino acids.